Passer montanus (Eurasian tree sparrow) is the source of this 2666-nucleotide messenger RNA. It is a transcript of the gene SMIM18, whose product is annotated as small integral membrane protein 18. The record is from RefSeq and is a predicted model, not a curated record. The coding region runs from base 177 to 473 and encodes 98 amino acids. NCBI's taxonomy places the organism in Eukaryota, Metazoa, Chordata, Aves, Passeriformes, Passeridae. The transcript has 2 exons.
GAGCACAAAGGAAGUUGUCAGCAGCAUCGUGCUCUGGCCAAUGGAAGGAAAGCUCCAUCUUAGCUGUGCCAUAGGCUGCACUAAAAAAAGGGACCAGAACGGCGCUCUCUCAGCAUCCUUUCACACAAGAGCUCCCAAAUCUGUGCCAGUGAGCAUACUCAGACAGCUCUUCAAGAAUGGCAACCCUCAACAGCACCCACUGGAAUGAGACUACUACAUCCAUUUCCCAGUAUCUGGGCUUCCAAGUGCAAAAAAUUUACCCUUUCCAUGACAACUGGAACACUGCCUGCUUUGUCAUCCUGAUCAUAUUCAUCUUCACUGUAGUUUCCCUGGUAGUGCUGGCUUUCCUGUAUGAACUGCUGGACUGCUGCUGCUGUGUGAAAAACAAAACUGUGAAAGACUUGGAGAACGAGCCCAAUCCCGUCAGAGCAAUGCUGAACAGCUUCAGGAAGCGCGACACAGAGGUGGUGUAGGAAGCACCCAGCACCUGCACCUGGAGAACUUGGUUUGACACCUGGAAUGAAGCCUCCUGUACCUUACAAAUGAGCGAGUCACGUGCUUUUUUUCUUUUGGACUUAAAUAUCCACGGCGGCAAUUUUAUCUCUGGAUGCGAGCUGGAAUAAUUGGCAAAGGCUUUCCAAGUGCUUAGCAGAAAGCAGUGUUAUGGGAGGGAAGACAAUUGUUUCUAGAUGAACUUUUGCUGUUUAUAUUGAGUGACUAGCAUAGAAUUUUGUCUACCUGACCCAACAAAUGCUGCCUAACGUUCAUAAAACUGUGUUGCUUAACUGAAGAAAACAUUUAUAAAAUGCCCAACAGUCUGAUCAUAUUCAGCAGUGUUGUCCCACCGAGUCAACCACACAGGGACAGGACAGACAGACAAGGGGCAAGAAAAAAGUUGGGGCAGGAGGGUUGAGUGGCAAGAGACCCUUCAGGCAGGAGAGGAUUGGGUGCGUUCCAGCCUUUGGCAGCACUUUUUAUUAUGGGUUUCUUGCUUUUAGAAGAGAGGGUGGUGGGAGGAAGACUAAGCCAACAAGAAAUGUAUUCCUAAAAUGGUUUUUUCUAGUCCCCCCUAAAAGGCUAGUUUGCCCCUUCCUUCCCCCACUUCUCCAGUUUCAGGGAACUCUUCUCCCCUCAGUUCAUAUGCAGUCUGGCCAACAGUUUCUUUGUGUUGACACCUGCAUAACCCACUACCUUCAGAAUAUGAGACCCUUUCAAAAAAUCCUGCUGGAAAUGAACAGGGACAAUUCUCUGCCCCAAGGCUGCUGCUUCUGUGGCAACCACAACACUACAUCUAUCACCCCUACCCCAACUUUCAAAGGCAGACUGGAACUGGUGGAGUUCUUGCCAAGAACAGAGGGAGAGGGGCCACAGACCUCCCACACUGAAGAGGGGGAUGGCACCCAGCCAAGGUGCAGCUUUCAGCACUUUGCACAAGAGAAUCUCACUUGACUUCAUCUGCCUGCUGACACAUCCCAGAGUUCACACUCACCCCUCCCUCAUGUCCUGGCCACAGAACUCUCACACCUCUGGCUCACCAGCCCUCUGUAGCUGUGUCGUGUCCGUGAUUUUUAAAACCAUUCAAGUUUUGCAGUUAUAAAUGACAACUGUAAUAACAGUGUCCAACAGUGUAGCCAUCAGUAACUCCUGGCAAGUCCUUCACCCUCCUGAACCCCCACAGAAAUGUCCCAGAGCAAAGCUACAUGUGGGACAAGUUAUUUAACUGCAUUAACCCCAGAUAACAUUCCUGUCAUGAAGGAAACAAAGCCCACCUCACAGUCCAUCCCUGUCCAAAAAACCUUGGUGCUAUGGCCAGUACCUGUAAUGAUCUCUUUUUUCACAUGUGUCAAAUCCCCCAUCUCAGGCUGAGCAUGACUAAGCUCCAGAAGAUCUGGACACAGUGGAAGACUUGCUAAUUGACACGUGCUGCUCCUGGUUGGCGAGAUGGAGUCACAAGGAGGAGACACCCAGGGCAGGAUGAACUAGCAGAGCUAGUCCAGAGAUUCACCUGGAGAAGCAAACUCCCUCCUGCAGUCACAAAUCCCCACAGGCACACUUUUUACAGCCAAGUUUGGCCAGGACCAGUCCCUCAUGCAGAGAAUACUUCAAGCUCAAAAUCAAAAGCACAAGUGAUGGAAGCCAAUGCCCUGAGCAUGAGAUCAUUUAGGACUGAGAUGUAUGAUGAAGAUAACGCCAGUGGUGAUAAGGAUGGCAUGUCACCUCCUGCUGCGUGGCAGCAUCAGACUGGGAAGUCCUGCUCCAGAGGCCAGAGUAGCCACCAGGAUGCAUGGAAUUAAAUCCCGUCUCUCUCCUGAAAGGAAAUGCUCUGGGCACUUGCAGCAUUCCCACAAAAUGCCCAUCAUGGCUGCACACAAGAGGGCAGUGUGUGCAGCGUGCCAUCCUCCGCUGCUCUGGCAAUGCCUUCCCGAGAAGCACAUGGAAUGACAUAUGUUGGGACUCAUCCCAGCUUUUUAUUUCACAGGUCUGCAAAGGGGAAUGGGUGUGGGCACAAGGAACAGAAGGAACAGAAGGCAAAGGUGUCCCCCUGCACAGUACCAGAGAAGACUCAGGAUGAUUCUUUCCCCUGAAAGAGCCCCUGAAGAUUCUGGCUCCUGACAACUGUUGGCAGAGACCACUGAGAUAAAGGUCUCAAGACAGAGACCACAGCC